Messenger RNA from Clavispora lusitaniae ATCC 42720, 1227 nucleotides. RefSeq lists its product as uncharacterized. NCBI's taxonomy places the organism in Eukaryota, Fungi, Ascomycota, Pichiomycetes, Serinales, Metschnikowiaceae. Gene Ontology annotation, biological process: positive regulation of transcription by RNA polymerase II; mitotic cell cycle. The record is from RefSeq and is a predicted model, not a curated record.
AUGUCGGACAAGAAGGAAAAAGACCAAGGCCAGACUCGGCGUGGGCCCUGGAGCCCCGAGGAGGACCGGCGCUUGAUCGAAAUCAUUGCCAUGUACGGCCCAACAAACUGGGUCCGCAUCUCGUGUCUGUUGGGCAGCCGGUCUCCCAAGCAGUGCCGCGAGCGUUACCACCAGAAUUUGAAGCCGCUGCUCAACCGCAACCCCAUCACCUUCGAGGAAGGGCUUUUGAUUGAGCAGCUUGUGGCCAAGCACGGCAAAAAAUGGGCCGAAAUUGCCCGCCAUUUGAGUGGCCGCCUGGACAAUGCCAUCAAGAAUUGGUGGAACGGCGGCGCCAACCGACGCCGGCGUGCGCUGCAGAUUGUGCCGCCCGCCAGCCCCCACUACCGCUCGCCUGAGGCCCGCCUGCGCCAAAACCUGGCCACCGGUGCCCGCGCCAAUGUUCCCCAUGGCAUCUCCAACCAGCACACCCUCGCCAACGCAACUGGCCCCAACGGGCCCAUACCCUCCCAGCAUGCGCUUUCCCACCCGGCGCAAACGGCGCAAGUUGCGCACCCUCCAGCACAAACAGCACCUCUCGCCCACGCACUGCACUAUCCCAAGGUGCCCCAUUUCCCGCAGAUUCUGUUCAACACAUCCAUGUUUGGCUCAAUGGAGUCUGCGCCGCCCGCGCCAUACGCCGCUGCUCGUCCUCCGGUUCGCCUGGCGUCCAUGGACCAUGCACCGUUGCCCCACUUGGCCGAGUUGAAAUGGCAUCAUGAAGAUCGGCGCCAUAGCGUGACGGCGGCUCCGCUCUCACUGACUCUGCCUGCCUUGUACACACACACAAACAGCCUGGACCAUUAUGGGUCUCCCGGGUCUUUGGCCAGCCGCAGCAACUCCGUGUGCACAGACUUACACCCACUCUCGCUCACACCCACGUUGUCUUCUGCCACUCUGCGGAGACCCUCUGUUGCGCCCGACUUGUUUCCAAACCCAAUGGGCAUGACGCCUAGCCUGGGCCUGGUAUCGCACAAUUUGGCCCGCACCCACAGCAGUCGAAGCAGCCAGAGCAGCCAAAAGAGUCUAAUGAGCCAGGUCCAGCAGGACCAGAAUGGCCACACCGAGAGCCCCUCCCACAUCAGCCAGAAGCUCAAUGCGGACACCAUUCCGUCUUUCCAAAACCUCUCCAAGAGCAUCGUCCAUGAUAAGGCUACCGAGCGAAUGAAGGUCUCGAGCCUCAUUGACUAG